Messenger RNA from Solanum dulcamara, 1306 nucleotides. Its product is annotated as protein TRANSPORT INHIBITOR RESPONSE 1-like. The transcript is spliced from 2 exons. The record is from RefSeq and is a predicted model, not a curated record. The coding region runs from base 1 to 900 and encodes 299 amino acids. Gene Ontology annotation, biological process: SCF-dependent proteasomal ubiquitin-dependent protein catabolic process. NCBI's taxonomy places the organism in Eukaryota, Viridiplantae, Streptophyta, Magnoliopsida, Solanales, Solanaceae. Gene Ontology annotation, cellular component: SCF ubiquitin ligase complex.
AUGGAUCCCGUGGUUUUUCCCUUCUAUCAUUUAGAGGGGUUUCCACGUAAAAUUCUCGUAUCCAAUUUAUUUUCAUCAUAUCAAAUUUUAGUUGUGGUGCUUCCUCCCCAAACAAACUCUUGUAACGAACUUCAAGAGCUUAGGGUGUUUCCUUCUGAUCCAUUUGCGGCAGGACCAAAUGUAUCCUUGACAGAGCAAGGCCUUGUAGCUGUCUCAGCGGGCUGCCCUAAGCUUCAGUCAGUUUUAUACUUCUGCCGCCAAAUGACAAAUGAUGCCUUAGUUACUAUUGCAAGGAACCGUCCUAACAUGAUCCGAUUUCGUUUGUGUAUUCUCGAGCCUCGCACUCCUGACUACUUAACCCUUGAACCACUUGAUGCUGGUUUUGGGGCCAUUGUGCAACACUGCAAGGAAUUGCGUCGACUUUCUCUCUCUGGCCUCCUUACAGAUCGUAUGUUUGAGUACAUCGGGGUCCAUGCUAAGAAGUUAGAGAUGCUUUCCUUAGCUUUUGCAGGGGAUAGUGAUCUAGGCCUCCACUACGUUCUCUCUGGUUGUGAGAGCCUCCGUAAGUUGGAGAUUAGAGACUGCCCCUUUGGCGAUGAGGCUCUGUUGGCCAAUGCUGCAAAGCUGGAGACAAUGCGAUCCCUUUGGAUGUCUAAUUGUUCAGUAAGUUUUGAAGCAUGUAAGCUGCUAGCUCAGAAGUUGCCAGGGCUUAAUGUUGAAGUUAUAGACGAGAGGGGACAUCCAGAUACGAGACCAGAAAGUUGCCCCGUUGAGAAACUUUACAUCUACAGGACAGUGUCAGGAAGGAGGUUCGACACUCCUGGUUUUGUUUGGAUAAUUGGUGAAGAUGCAGCAUUGACUCCAUAUAGCAACGGGAAUUGCACUCUGGCUUCUGCUUAGGAAGACUUUCAGGUAUUAGUUCUAUGUUAAUCUUUCUCCCGCGUUUACUUGCUUGAGCCUUGUGUAAUUGCAGUGCUGGUUAUGGUGGGAAUGAAACGCGUGUGCCAUCGAUUUUACCCUUUGUGGAGCGACUUUCAGCAAUUAGUUACAAAUAAUGAGUUUAAACUCUUCUUGUUGUGCUAUAUCAGUAAGGACUUCUAUUGUAUUUUUGGGUGGGAGGGGGGCAUGUUCAACUGUGUAUCCUAUUUUGUACCAUUAUGUAUCUGUUUUUUAACUUUCUCUAGUGACUUGUUCUUCUGGUGAAAUGGUGCUGUCAUGUACUUCUGGUCAUGUAUUGUUAUAAUUCUCUUUGAAGAUUAAUGUGAACCUUUCAUUCAUUUGAGUACUGGAAAUCCCAUUUGUUGAA